GUGUAGGCCCCGUUGCCAUGGUGAUCCCGGCAAUGGCGGCGCCCUGCCAUGCCCCGCCCCCUCCUUUACGGCAGACGAGGGGGCGUGUUUGCGACAGUCCCUCCUCUCUCUCGCUGGCUCUCAUCAUGGCGGCCGGGACUCUCUACACCUACCCCGACAACUGGCGGGCAUUCAAGGCCAUGGUGGCCGCCCAGUACAGCGGCUGCUCGCUGCGGGUGGACACCGGCUUCGUGCUGGGGCAGAGCAACCGCAGCCCGGCGUUCCUCGCCAAGUUCCCCCUGGGCAAGGUCCCAGCGUUCGAAGGCGACGAUGGCUUCUGUGUGUUCGAGAGCAACGCCAUUGCUUAUUACGUGGCCGACGUCGAUCUCCGCGGGACGACACGGGAGGCGGAGGCCCAGGUCCUCCAGUGGGUCUGCUUCGCCGACAGCCACGUCAUCCCCCCCGCCAGCACUUGGGUCUUCCCCACCCUGGGGAUCAUGCAGUACAACAAGCAGGCAACUGAACACGCCAAAGAGGAGCUGAAGAAGGUCCUGGGCAUUCUGGACGAGCAUCUGAAGACGAGGACCUUCCUGGUGGGAGAGAGGGUCACCCUGGCCGACAUCACUCUGGUCUGCUCUCUCCUCUGGCUGUACAAGCAGGUACUGGAGCCCUCGUUCCGCCAGUCCUUCACAAACACCAACCGCUGGUUUGUGACCUGCGUCAACCAGCCCCAGUUCAAAGCCGUGCUGGGCCAGGUCAACCUGUGCGACAAGAUGGCGCAGUUUGACGCCAAGAAGUUUGCUGACAUGCAGCCCAGGAAGGAGAAGGCUCCCAAGGACGCCAAAGACCCAAAGCCCCAGGAGAAGAAGAAGAAGGAGGAGAAGAAGCCGGCAGCAGCAGCGGCCCCUGAGGAUGAGCCGGACGCCACUGACGAGGUCCUCUCAACCGAGCCCAAAACCCAGGACCCCUUCGCUCACCUGCCUAAGAGGUUUGGAGACCCGUCCCUUUGCGACGCCCCUUGUGUCAAGAGCA
Messenger RNA from Leucoraja erinaceus (little skate), 1011 nucleotides. RefSeq names its product eukaryotic translation elongation factor 1 gamma (gene eef1g). NCBI's taxonomy places the organism in Eukaryota, Metazoa, Chordata, Chondrichthyes, Rajiformes, Rajidae. The transcript has 7 exons. Gene Ontology annotation, cellular component: nucleus; cytoplasm. The annotation marks the transcript as partial. The record is from RefSeq and is a predicted model, not a curated record. Gene Ontology annotation, biological process: translational elongation.